AUGAUGUUCAAGUCUUUUGCCGCCGUGUCGGCCUUGUCACUCUUUGCAUCGACUGCUCUUGCUCUCGAUGCCAGUCUGAAGAAUAAUGUUGCUAUCUACUAUGGACAAGGUUACAACCAACCCCGGCUCUCACAUUUCUGUGAACAGACCACGUCGGACAUUAUCAACAUUGGCUUUAUCGAUCAGUUCCCCAAAUUUGUGGGUGACUUCCCUGGUUCCAAUUUUGCCAAUCAGUGUGAUGGCAACUUUUUCCCCGGUACAGAGCUGCUUAAUGGCUGCCACCAGAUCUGGCAAGAUAUCCCUAUUUGCAAAGCUGCUGGCAAGACAAUCCUGUUGUCUAUCGGUGGUGGUACUGCUACAGCCCAGUCUCUUCCGGAUGAGGCCACCGCGACCUGGUUUGCGGAUUUCCUGUGGUAUUCAUUCGGUCCUUACAAUCCAUCCAUCUCUUCAUUGGGUUGGACUGAGGACUUGGUUGGCAUCUUCCCUCGCCCAUUUCUCACUUCCUCGGUUGAUGGAUUUGACUUUGAUAUCGAGUACAACGGCGGAGUUGGAUACGCCACGCUGAUUAAUCGUCUACGCUCGCAUUUCGAAACGAGCGAACAGACCUACUACAUCUCCGGAGCUCCCCAGUGCCCCAUUCCCGACCCUCAGCUCGGCGAUGCUAUUACCAACUCGUACUUUGAUUUCAUCUGGGUUCAGUGGUACAACACCCAGGGUUGCUCUGCUGCGGAUUGGGUCCACAAGACCGGCAAGUUCAACUUCGAUGACUGGGUCGGUGUCAUUGAGAAGAGCGUCAACCCCAAUGCUAAGCUCUUCAUCGGACUGCCCGCAUCGGAUGAUGUUGCUAAUGCUGGAUUUUACUUGACCCCUGACGAGGUGCAGCCCCUUGUCGAAACUUACAUGGACAAGCACCCCGAUCACUUCGGUGGUAUCAUGCUGUGGGAGGCCACCGCUGGUGAGAAUAAUCUCAUCAACGGAACAACAUUCACUGAGCACAUUAAGGAUAUCCUGUACGGUUGCGCUCCUCCUCCUCCUCCCCCGACUUCGACUGUCACCCCGAUCCCCUCAUCAACUGUGACUCCUGUUUCGUCGUCCACUGUCCCGCCUUCGGUCACCUCGGUUGCUUCCACCUCUGCGGCCUCUUCUAGCUCGGUUGCGUCUUCCAGCUCGAUUGCCUCUUCUAGCUCAGUUGCGUCUUCUAGCUCCGCUACCCCUUCGGCCACUUCAGUUGCUUCUAGCUCAGUCGCUUCUUCUAGCUCGGUUGCGUCUUCCAGCUCGGUUGCUUCUUCCAGCUCGGUCGCUUCUUCCAGCUCGGUCGCUUCUUCCAGCUCAGUUGCGUCUUCUAGCUCCGCUACCCCUUCGGCCACUUCAGUUGCUUCCAGCUCGGUCGCUUCUUCCAGCUCGGUCGCUUCUUCCAGCUCGGUCGCUUCUUCCAGCUCAGUUGCGUCUUCUAGCUCGGUCGCUUCUUCCAGCUCAGUUGCGUCUUCUAGCUCCGCUACCCCUUCGGCCACUUCAGUUGCUUCCAGCUCGGUCGCUUCUUCCAGCUCGGUCGCUUCUUCCAGCUCGGUCGCUUCUUCCAGCUCAGUUGCGUCUUCCAGCUCAGUUGCGUCUUCUAGCUCCGCUACCCCUUCGGCCACUUCAGUUGCUUCCAGCCCAGUUGCUUCUUCCAGCUCAGUUGUGUCUUCCAGCCCAGCCGCUUCUUCCAGCUCGGUCGCUUCUUCUAGCUCAGUCGCUUCUUCCAGCUCGGUGCCUUCCACCACCCCUGCUGCCUCCGAGCAGUCUUCCUCCACUUCGAGCCUCCCUAGCAGCUCUGUGACGACUACUCCUGCUUCAUCCGGACAUCCCGCCCCCCACUCCUCCGCCACCGGAAAGCCCCACAGCUCGCAUGCUGGCCAUGGCCAUGGACAUGGACAUGGCCACCACACCCACACCCACCCCCAUCCCCACACUGUCCCAAGCUCCACUCCCCUGAUCCCGGGACACCCUUCAAGCACCGCUCCCAUCUCUUCUGCGACCGAGUCUGGCGCCUCUUCCACUAGCGAAGGUGUCAUCCCGACCGGUGUAUCAUCUACCAGCGACGAGACCACUGGAAGCUCCAAGCCUACAGGUGACAACACUACCGGUGGUUCCAACCCUACUGGUGUCGAGACUACUGGCAGUUCCAAGCCUACCAGCAUCAAGACUACCGGUGCUUCCAAGCCUACCGGUGACAACACUACCGGUGGUUCCAACCCUACUGGUGUCGAGACUACUGGCAGUUCCAAGCCUACCAGCAUCAAGACUACCGGUGCUUCCAAGCCUACCGGUGACAACACUACCGGUGGUUCCAACCCUACUGGUGUCGAGACUACUGGCAGUUCCAAGCCUACCAGCAUCAAGACUACCGGUGCUUCCAAGCCUACCGGUGACAACACUACCGGUGGUUCUAGCUCUACUGGCGUCGAGACUACCGGAGGUUCCAAGCCUACCAGCGUCGAGACUUCUGGCGGUUCCAAGCCUACCGGUGACAACACUACCGGUGGUUCUAGCUCUACUGGCGUCGAGACUACCGGAGGUUCCAAGCCUACCAGCGUCGAGACUUCUGGCGGUUCCAAGCCUACCGGUGACAACACUACCGGUGGUUCUAGCUCUACUGGCGUCGAGACUACCGGAGGUUCCAAGCCUACCGGCAACAACUUUACUGGAGGUUCCAAGCCUACCGGUACUGACUCAACCACAGCCCCGGCCGGUAUCACCGCCACUGCCUCUGUGACUGCCUCGCCUUCCUCCUUGGCUCCCGGUACCACCACAACUAUCAUCGUGACCUCGUACGUUGAUAUUUGCCCAACUGGAUUCACUACCAUCACCACCACUAUUACCAAAACCUACUGUCCUGGUGAUGCCUCCGCUACUGCUACCCCAACUGGCACCGCAGAGAUCACUGCUCCUACUUCUGGCCCUGCCACUUCCACUCCUUACAUUCCCGAAGGCUGGACCACUACUGUGACUGUUUGCACCCAGUGUGCCGCUACCCCGACUACCGUUACCCUUACUAAGCCCGCUGCUACUACUACCACUGAGGUUGUGUCGCAGCCCACCGCCCCUUCGGCACCUGAGGGAUACACUACCACCGUGACUUUCUGCAAGCACUGUGGUCCUACUGGUAGCACUGUCACCAUCACCAUCCCGGCUUCUACUGCCACUGCAACUGCUACUAACAUUGUUCCUGGCUCUGGCUCUGGCUCUGGCUCUGGCUCUGGCUCUGGCUCUGGCUCUGGCUCUGGCUCUGGCUCUGGCUCUGGCUCUGGCUCUGGUUCCUCUGGAUCUGGCUCCGGUUCCGGCUCUUCUGGAAACGGUGAGGGCUCGGGCUCCGGGUCCAACCCCGGCUCUGGCUCUACUGGUGAGGUUACAGUGCCCGGUAUCGCCCCUGUGGCGCCAUCUUCUUCCUCCAAGCCCAUCCCCAGCCAUGGAGCCGGAGGCUUCCACGUCGGCAAGCCGUCGUCGAGCAUAGCCUUCCGCCCCUCGCCCGCGCGCACUGCCGUGCCCACUGUCGCGACCACCGCCACGAACACACCCUCAUUGCCCACCAACCAAGAGGGCGUGUCUCCGGUCUACACCGGUGCAGCCUCGCGUUCCAACAUGACCGGCUUGUUCGGUGGCGUCCUCGCCAUCGCUCUUUCCAUGUUCAUGAUGCUGUAA
This is a messenger RNA of Penicillium psychrosexuale, 3678 nucleotides long. RefSeq names its product class III chitinase ChiA1 (gene chiA1). Gene Ontology annotation, biological process: carbohydrate metabolic process. NCBI's taxonomy places the organism in Eukaryota, Fungi, Ascomycota, Eurotiomycetes, Eurotiales, Aspergillaceae. The transcript is spliced from 2 exons. Gene Ontology annotation, molecular function: chitinase activity. The record is from RefSeq and is a predicted model, not a curated record. Gene Ontology annotation, cellular component: extracellular region. Bases 1 to 3678 code for a protein of 1225 amino acids.